Messenger RNA from Doryrhamphus excisus (bluestripe pipefish), 4122 nucleotides. RefSeq names its product caspase recruitment domain family, member 14 (gene card14). Gene Ontology annotation, biological process: regulation of apoptotic process. Lineage: Eukaryota; Metazoa; Chordata; Actinopteri; Syngnathiformes; Syngnathidae. Gene Ontology annotation, cellular component: cytoplasm. The record is from RefSeq and is a predicted model, not a curated record. Gene Ontology annotation, molecular function: CARD domain binding.
CUAGUAACUUCAAGAAUUAGUAACUUACAUCAUAAUUGGCUGUUUGAAUAGUUUUUUCUUGUCACCGUCAGCCACCUAGCUGGCCCUGUAAGGAAAAUCGGAAAAAAAAAUUGAAUUGCUACAACAUUUUCAACAAAUUGUAAUGCCUGUGCUUGUGAUUAAGGAAGAUGUAGUCACCCAUGCAGUUCCAACGGCAUAUGGAAGACAUUUAUGACACUUGUGUCCUUACAUUAUUAUCAUGCUAGCUUCCACUCUGACGUCUUGGUUGUGAGUAAACACAAUGAAUUGACAUAUAAACAGUUAGCUAAACAGUUAACUCAAUUAUUGUAGCGCCAUCCAGUGGUCAUAAUUAGAAUAGUAGUUCAUUUUAUUGAAAAUGCAGAUAAUUUUUACACUAUAUAAAAUCGUCUCGUGGGCCGGAUUAAACCCAUUCCGGCCCGCCCCCCGUAUGUUUGACACCCCCGACAUACAGUAUGUACCGUAUACUUUGCUCGCUUGCCUCAAACAGAGCUAAAAAUAGAUCAACCCUUUCACCUCGCACGUUAAAUAGUUUACAGUGGCGACGCCUCCACUUCCUCGUUUCAACCAGGACUUUGAACUCGGAUCACAAUGUUUGUUUUUGUCCUCUGACUGGAACAUAAUUAGGAAUUGCCUGUCUGACGUCUCAGUCGUGUUGCAGUAGCGUUGUUAUUAUUAUAGUAGCACUACUAUUAUUAGUACUAUUAGUGUUACUAUUAUUAGUGUUAUUAUCCUUAAACGUGAUGCAACAUCCCCUAAUUUUAUUUGUCCAUUCAGCUUCACUGUAUGUUGUCAGUCCCUUACUGUACUUCAACAAAAGGUCUUGAAUUACAGGUUUUCCUCACACGUGAUUCCACCCAAACAAACAUGGGUGUGGAACCACGCCGCAUUCAUACGGCACUGCUGGUUCUGCCUCUUCCAGUCCGGCUGCCGUUCCCGUCAAGUUCCAUUAAUGAGUCACUGACGUGUGUUUUUGUCGCCGGGGAUCCAGCGACGAGACGCUUUUAUUGCUGACUCACACAAACACACGGCGAGAAUGGCGGGAGAGAGUACGCCAGAAGGUCUGGACCUGAAGGAGAAGGGCGAGGAAGAACUGUGGGAACUCAUUAAUGACAAUCGCCAUCGGAUCUCCUUGGGCGUGCGGCCGUGCAUCGUGAUCCCGUACCUCCGACAAGCCAGGGUGCUCACGGAGAUGGACGAGGAUGAGAUCCUUUCCUGCCACAACCUGACCAACCGCUCCAUGAGAACAAGCCAUAUGAUGGAUCUACUUCGCACGCAGGGUAGAAACGGUGCUGUGGCUCUGCUGGAGAGCCUCAUGAUCCACUACCCGACCCUGUACACUCAAGUCACCGGACACAAGCCCAGUACUGAACCAUCAAGAUUCAGUGGCCUGAUAAAGUACUCGGAACUGACCGAGUACCUGAUCAGAGCAGUGACCGGGAUGCAGAACGAGCUUCAGGAAGCCCGUUGUGAGGCCGGAAGAAUGAAUGCUCGCUGCGCCUCGUUGGAGUCUGAGAUCCAGCAGGUCAUGGAGCAUGAGGAGAAGUCCCGGAGCCUCCAGUCCGAGUAUAAACGUGUUCAGAGACACUUGUGCUCGCUGCAACGGGAAGUCACCAACCUCAAGGAAGAGAAGUGCGACUUGUACGCGCGCUACACGACGGCCAUUGAGGAGAAGUCGGCCAUGAGUAUGCGCCUCCAUGAUCUCAACCUGCAGAUAUAUCAGCUUCAAACAGAGCUGCAGAAGGCCCAGACGGAGAGCGACUUCCAGAAGCGGCGCUCUCUCCGAUGCGUCCCGAUUGCCGAGGCAUCUCAACUGCAAGAGGAAGUACGGAGUCUGCGCUGCCAGCUGCUGAAGAUGGAAAAACUGAACCCUGCUCAUCAGGACAUCCUGGCCCAGGAUCUAGCCGAGGCCAUAGACAGCCAGGUGGAGCUUGCGGAGCAGCUGAAAUGUUCCAGAGAAGAAAAUGAACAGUUGCACAGAGAGAAGCAAAAACUUCUGGAUCAGAGCGAAUGUCUGACCCUCCAAGUGCAGCAGCUGACCCUGGACUGUAACAUGCACCAACAGAGGAGCACUGUGAUCCAGAACCAGAUGAGGGAGCUGCAGACCGAGAGAGACCAGGCAUACCUCUCCAGAAACGAAGCUCAGACCCAAAUCGCCUCCAUUCUGUCUGAGAAGGACACCCUGAGGUCUCAGAUGAUGGCGCUCAAGGAAGCCUUCAGUUUGCAUGACAAACACCCUCAAGACUGGCAGAGACCUGAUGAGACGGAACUUGACUGGGAAUGCUCAAGGUCCAACUUUAAAGACUCCUCACUCCCAAAUAGACGGAGACUAUGCCGCAUGGACGCAAUUAAUCCAUCAUCACCGAGUCCCUUUUCUUCAGAGUGCGAAGAAGCAAUGGCGAGUAGUGUCCGAUCCCGAAACGUAGAACCUCCCAGUCCACAGUCUCUCCGCAGAAGAGAGGGGGCCCUUUACGACGACAACAGCCUGGAAACAUUGGAGACUGAUGAUUUUUCAUUGGACGACGACUUUGUGAUCCUGCCCAGUGUGUUGAAUGAUGACAAAGAGACAUCAUCACAGUUUACGCCUGGUAGAACCAACAACACGUACAGUCUGGACAAGAACUUUGCACCCCCGUUCCUUGUGCGUUCCCGCCCAAAAGCGAUUCGCAUCAGCGGCCGCGUGGUCACCAUUUCCUUCCAGGGCGACGCGCUGCUAAGUCAGGUGGCCGUUCUGGGAGGGAAUAAGACCGGCGUGUUUGUGCAUGAAGUCACGGAAGGCAGUGCUGCACACACGGUGGGAAUCAGCCGUGGAGCGCAGAUAGUGGAGGUGAGGUACCAACAGAACCAGAAGGUUCUCAGGGUAGUCCUGGAGGAUUCCACCUUAGAAGAAGCUAUGUGGGCUCUUGGCCAGGUCACUGAUCUCUGCCACCUAUCUCUUCGGCCCAGGCAACAUGAUUAUGAACUCCUGCUUCAGCAACUCCAAAACAAUGAAAUGUCAUCCGGCGACUCCUUCUACGUGCGCGUCAACGUGACCAUCCCGGCAGGUCCCAACGGGACUCUAGCCGUGGCCUGCGACGACAUCCUGCAUGUGACCAACACCCGGCCCUCGGACACCGACGGCUCUUGGUACGCCAGUCAGGUUCACCCCUGCCAGCUCCUGGCACUCCACAGCGGGCUGGUCGCCAACUACUACAGAGCGCAGCAACGUCUCAUUCGGGCGAUCGAAGAAAUGAACUUUCAAAUCCGGAAGUCUCACAAGGAUGGGCGCCUGGUGGGCCAGAACAGACAGAAAGAGGUGCGGAUUGUAAGCUUGGGACUGCAGGGUCGAAACCCCCUUUGGGUCAGCGUGGAGAACGACAAGACCAAGAGCGCCGACUCGGGUGACGCGUCAGCACCCAGAAGUUGCGUAACCCUUAUGCCGUAUACGCUGGUCACCCCGCACUUCCCCCCCAUAUGCAGACCAGUCCUGUUACUGCCCUCCAUGCUGGGACGCAUCCUGGAUAAGAAGGUAGCAGGCUGGCAGGGCUUUGAGCUCUGUGAACCGGAGAUGUUGAGCGCAAGUGAUCAUUCCGUCCGCCUUCAGAAGUCUGAGCUGCUGGAGGAGUGUGAGCAGGGAAGGAACUGCUGUUACACCCUGCAGUGUGUGAAGAAAGUCAUGCAGAAGGGCAUUCACUGCGUGCUGCCACUCGGACUGGACUGUGUACGUCGCCUCCACAGGGCUGAGAUCUUCCCCAUCAUCAUCUUCAUCAGCCAGUCUGUCAGCAGCGCCCGUAAACUCAGGUCGAAGCUUCAUCGUCAGAGCUGGUCGGAGGAGCAGCUGCUGAUGUGUUCAAGGAGCCAAGAGCCGCUGUUGGACAAGCUGCCAUGUUUGUAUCACAGAGUGGCUCCUGACUCCUGGUGUGACCAGGCGUCCCUGCUCACCAGGAUACGCACCGUCAUCUGGGAGGAGCAGAAGAAGAUUGUGUGGGUGGAGCCUGACCUGUGGUAAAAGGGAAAAAGUAGGAAUUUUCAUUUCUUCUUAUGCUUGUUAUUACAAAUAUUUGUAAAGUAUGUAUCUGUGAUACUUCAAACGUAACAUAUUGAAAUAAAUACUGAAGUAAUGUA